Molecule: messenger RNA, 5010 nt
Organism: Canis lupus familiaris (dog)
Lineage: Eukaryota; Metazoa; Chordata; Mammalia; Carnivora; Canidae
Gene: FHAD1
Product: forkhead associated phosphopeptide binding domain 1
Exons: 34
Coding region: 108-4580 (1490 amino acids)
Molecular function (GO): protein binding
Source: RefSeq, a predicted model, not a curated record
GGGCGCGCGGGGGGCCGGCCCGGCUGGAGACUCCGCGGGAGCGCGGCCAGGCGGCCUGGCCCGGGUCGGGGCCGGGCGUCUCCCUCCGACCAGGGAAAGCAGAGAGUAUGAAAGCCUACCUAAAGAGCGCAGAAGGCUUUUUUGUCCUGAAUAAAAGUACUACGGUUGGAAGGCAUGAAGACUCAGACCUUGUUUUAGAGUCUCCUGACAUCGACAACCAUCAUGCUCUUAUCGAAUACAAUGAGGCCGAGGACAGCUUUGUUCUCCAGGACUUCAAUUCCCGAAACGGCACCUUCGUCAACGAGUGCCACAUUCAGAAUGUGGCCGUGAAGCUGCUACCCGGAGACAUCCUGAGAUUUGGGUCUACAGGGCUGACCUAUGAACUGGUCAUCGAAAACCCACCCUCGGUCUCCUUCCCAUGGAUGAGUGGCCCAGUACCUUGGCCAAGACCACAGCCACCUCGGGCCAUGCAGCAGCCGAAACAGUCACCCUCUCCACCACAGAUGCCCUUCCACUCGAGCAUCCGGCCAGCACCAGCGCAGAGGAGCUGGUCCCAGGGGUUUCCCAGACCCGCCAUGGUCCCGCCUGCCUCCCACAAGCGGCCUGUGAGUGCCGGCGGGAAGAUGUUCUCCUUCGUGGUGGACAGCACUCACAGGCCGCCCAUCAUCAAGCAAGUGUGGACCGAUGCUGUGGAGCUGUCGGAACAGUCAGUGGUCGAAGGAAUUUCCAGGGCAGGACUUUCCAGGGACAUUUACGUGGACCGGGACCCAGCCCAGCAGGAUAAGGAUGAAAUCAUUCUGCUCCUGGGGAAAGAAAUCAGCCGUCUCUCGGAUUUUGAACUCGAAUCCAAAUACAAAGAUGCCGUGAUAGCAAACCUGCAGAAUGAAGUGGCCAGCCUGAAUCAGAGGCUGUCGGAGGCAACCACGUCCAGGCAAAAGUUCCAGGUUCUGGAUGAAGACAUCGAUGACAAGCAGAGUGAGAUCCAGAGCCUGAAAAACCAGAUCAGUGCCCUACAGCAAGGCUACAGCCAGGUGCUGUGCCAGACCCUGUCUGAGAGGAACUCGGAAAUCACAUCCCUGAAGAACGAGGGUGAGAACCUCAGGAGGGACCAUGCCGUCACCUCAGGGAUGGUGUCAUCUCUGCAAAAAGAAGUGUUCACAAGGGAUGAGGAAAUUCAACAGCUCAAACAGGAUGUGAACCAACUAAAAAGUGAGAACAAAGAAAAGGAUCACCAGCUUGAAGCCCUCAGUUCCAGAUGCUCCGCGCUGAAAGAAGAGUUAAGAAAGGAAGAUGCUCAGAAGGAACGCCAGGAAGCCCAAGGGAAAGAGUUAAAACUCUGCAAAAUUCAAAUCCAAGACAUGGAGAAAGAAAUGAAGAAGCUCAGGGAGGAGCUGAAAAAGAGUUGUACUGAACAGAACAUGAUCUCUAAGACACUGCGAGAAAAGAGCAAGGUUGAAGAGAAGCUUCAGGAAGAUUCCAGAAAGAAAUUGCUCCAGCUACAAGAAAUGGGAAACAGAGAGACCCUCAUUAAAGUCAAUUUGGAAAGGGCAGUAGGUCAGCUGGAGCAUUUCAGAAGUCAAGUCAUCAAGGCCACCUACGGACGAGUGAAGCCGUUCCUGGACAAGCCCGUCACCGAUCAACAGCUAAUAGAGAAGAUCACCCAGGUCACUGAGGACAACAUCAACUUUCAGCAGAAAAGAUGGACCCUGCAGAAGGAGACUCAGCUCAGCAAUUCUAAACAGGAGGAAAUCACAGAGAACAUCGAGAAGCUGAAGACAUCUCUAGACAACUGCCAGGCCUGCAUGAAAAAGUCUUGCGGUAGCAAGGACCUGAAGAAGGAGGUGGACCUGCUUCAGAACCUUCAGGUGAGCCCACCUGUUUCAGGGCUCCAGAAGGUGGCGCUGGACAUCCUGCACCUGUCGCUGUCCUGGCUGGAGGAAACGGAGCGUCUCCUCCGGGACGUGGGCAUCCAGCUCUCCAGCUCUGACACAGGACUGUCCUUGUAUCUGGAAUAUCUCCUGGUAUAUUAUAAAAAAAUUACAAGCCAAACCCAGGAACUUCAGAUCAAGAUCCACAGCUCUCAGGAAACCCAGCAGUCUUUUAUGCAAGAGAAGUUGCAGGAGCAUCUGGCAGAGAAGGAGAAGCUGAAUGAGGAUAGGCUGCAGCAAGAGGAGAAGCUGAAAGCCAAAAUCAAGAAGCUGAUGGAAGAGAAGGCGGCUUUGGAGGAAAGCAUCACUGAAGAGAAAAACAGAGCAAAAGAAGCAUUAGAAGAAGAACAGAAGAGAAUCCAAGAGCUGGAGAAUCGCUUAGCCUGCCAAAAGAAGGUCUGGGAGGAAAGCUUUACUCAAGAGAAAAACAGAGUGAAGGAAGCAUUAGAAGAAGAACAGACCAGAGUCCAAGAGCUGGAGAAUCGCUUAACCUGCCAGAAGGAGGUAUGCCGCUGGGGGAGACAGUCGGCUCGAGCCCAAAUGCAGCUCGAGGGCCAUGUGGAAGUUUUGGAGACCAGCAUGGCCCAGGAGAAAAGGAAGGCAAAGGAAGCUUUAGAGACAGAAAAGAGAAAAGUGCAAGAUCUGGAGAACCACUUGACCCAACAGAAGGAGAUUUCAGAGAGCAGCAUCGCCUAUGAGAGACUCAAAGCAAAGGAAGCCAUAGAGAAGGAAAAGAAAAAGGUGCAGGAUCUGGAGAACCGCAUAACCAAGCAGAAAGAGGAAAUAGACUUAAAAGGGCAAAGAGAAGACAUUUUGAAUAAGAAAUUAAAUGACGCGCUGGCCAUGGUCCAAGAGACUCAGAAAACCAAGACGGCCGAGAGCCUCAGAGCAGAGAGCCUCGCCAUGAAGUUAAACGAAACGUUAGCCGAACUGGAAACCGCCAAGACGAAAAUGCUCGUCAUGGAGGAGCGCAUACAGCUGCAACAGCAGGCCGUGAAGGCCCUCCGUGAGGAACAGGACUCGCAGAAACACGGAUUUGAGACAGAAAUCAGGGAAUACAAGGAGCAAAUCAAACAGCACUCCCAGACGAUCGUGAGCCUCGAGGAAAGACUCCAAAAAGUGACUGAGCACCAUAAAAAAAUAGAAGGAGAGAUUGCAACCUUGAAGGACAGUGACCCAGCCCAGGAGGUGACGCAGCGAGAACCCCCAGCAGUGCCUCCGAUGGAGACCAGCGUCAAAGACGAAGUGUGUGACACCUUGAUAGGGGACCUGCUGACCGCCCAGAAGGAAAUCCUGUCUCAGCAGGAGGUCAUCGUGAAGCUAAGGAAAAACCUCACGGAAGCCCACAACCGGAUGUCCGAUCUGAGAGGGGAGCUUAGUGAAAAGCAGAAGAUGGAACUGGAGCGGAACACGGCACUGGUCCAGCAACAAAGUGGCGAGCUGCGAGCUCUCAAGGAAAAGAUGGCACAUCUGACCGGCCUGGUGGAGAGGAAGGACAGGGAGCUGGAGCUCCUCAAGGAGGCGCUCAGGGCCUCCCAAGAGAAACACAGAGUCCAGCUCUACAGGGAGAAGGAACAAAAGCCCAGGAACAAGACCCAGAUGUGCGACAUCUCGGUACAGAUCGAACCGGUCCACACUGACACUUUCUUGAGCAGCCAAGAGGAGCAAUCCUUCAGUGAUCUGGGGGCCAAGUGCAAAGGGUCCCGACACGAGGAAAUCAUUCAGCGUCAGAGAAAGGCCUUGUCUGAACUGCGUGCGCGAAUUAAGGAGCUGGAGAAGGCCUGCUCAUCAAAUCAUAAGGACCACCUGAGUGAAUCACUUCUAGACUUACAGACUGUCAGAAUGGACAAAAAUGUCCAGAAAUUAUUGGACGCAAAACCUGAUGAUUUGCCGACUUUCUCAAGAAUAGAGAUCGGAGCGCCUCUGAAUGGCCUCGCCAACUCAGCCAUCCCGGCCACCGAAAAGUCCAGGAAAAUGGAUGUGGUUGAGGCUUUAGAUCUCAGUGAAAAGCUGUACAUGGACAUGAGCAAGACGCUCGGGAGUCUGAUGAACAUCAAGGAUAUGUCGGGUCACAUAUCCAUGAAAUACCUGUCCCCAAAAGAGAGAGACAGAGUCAACGAGCUCCGACAAAGGGACCUCGAUCUGGUGUUCGAUAAGAUCACCCAACUCAAGAACCGGCUGGAGAGAAAAGAGGAGCUUUUGAGAGGAUACGAGAAAGACAUAGAACAGCUCAGGCAGAGCAAAGUAUCCGUGCAGAUGUACCAGUCGCAGGUGGCAAAGCUGGAGGACAACAUCUACAAAGAGGCGGAAGAGAAGGCUCUGCUGAAGGAGGCUUUGGAGCGCAUGGAGCACCAGCUGCAGCAGGAGAAGAGGAUCAACAGGGCCAUUCGGCAGCAGAAGGAACGUUUAGAGGAUCACGAACAGAGAAAUUCAAAAGAAUCAACACCUUGCAACUGUUCCUUCAAAGAAAAAGAGAGGCAGAGACGAAUGUUUGUAGAGACGGUGAAGAAAAAGAUGCAGAAUUCAAGUUUCCAGGUUGGAGCCAGAAAAGCCACCCCAAAGAUGGACCAAGAAAGGGAGACGCUGAAGAGAGACACAUCCAGCAAAUCCAGCCAGAGCCUUCUGUUUUCUAAGCCUGGCGACAAGAACUAGAAAUGUCAUCCCGUCGGGCCUUGUGUGAUCCUCCGUGAGUCAUGUGUGUGACUCUUCUGUGUCAAAUACUAAGACACUUGUAUAGGACUUUAAAGGUUGUUACCCUAGUAGGUUGCUUCCUAGACUGGUGUUUGCACCGUGUUGUAUUUUGGAGCAUGCAGGAGUCGGGGUUCUUUCGAAAAAUACUUAGGAACGUACACAUCCUCAGGCAUAGGAAGAAUGUGAGUUUGAAGCCCAGACUCCCAAGUCUGGUAGAUACAAUGAUGUGACUCCAUACCUGAGUUGUGAGGCACCCACACAUCCACCCCCACAGCUGGCAAGACGCAAGACAUGGACUAGGGGCCACAGGACAGAAUGGCAACCUUGGCUGGCCGUGGUCGAGCACAUUUAUAUCUAAGUUUAUUAUAAUAAAUUUAACAUGCCGAGUCGU